Messenger RNA from Aspergillus nidulans FGSC A4, 471 nucleotides. RefSeq lists its product as uncharacterized. The transcript is spliced from 2 exons. Lineage: Eukaryota; Fungi; Ascomycota; Eurotiomycetes; Eurotiales; Aspergillaceae. Bases 1 to 471 code for a protein of 156 amino acids. The record is from RefSeq and is a predicted model, not a curated record.
AUGUACGAAUCAUACCUCACCCUCCCAUACACCUAUAGAUCCGUUCCGUCAACGCUCCCUCCGUCUGUCACUGUCGACCCAAACAACCCAGACGCUAAACCUCGCUACGUCAUCUCAGCUAGCGGCGAGCACGCCGCAACACCGGAGGAUAUCCUCGCCUCAUGCAAAGCCCUCGAGGAGCAUCUGAAGAAGACAAAGACAGAUGCGGACCAGGCGAUCAAGCAAUGGGAGGAGUCAAUAGCUGCGCGAGAACUUGCAGAGAAACGCCGCGUAGCUCCUGGAUGGCUUGAUCGUGAUGAGAAGCUUCUGCAGCCGAGCAAUGCGACGCAUCAAUCCUCUCAGAGCCAGCCAAGUCAGAGCUUACUGGAUAGUGCCGCGCCGGACUCUGCAGCGGCAAGGUUACCAUCUAUGGCUCCGAGGAAUGAAGGCGAAGAGCUAGAUAGGGCAUUUGGGGGGCUCGACUUGAAAUGA